GCUGGGGCGCGGCGUGGGCGGGACCAGCGCGAGCCGGCGGCGGCCGCGCAGGCGCAGUGGGAGCUGCCGGCGUGAGGCGCGGUGCUGCCCAGGCGAAGCCGGGGGGGGGGGUGGUGUUUUCCGCCAUGUACCGGCACGGCACGGCCGCCGCUGCCCGCCUCCGCCCCGCAGCCCCGCUCCGCGCCUGGGCCCCGCCACGGCCCGCCGCGACUGGCCCCGACUCGCCGCGCCGCCGGUACCGAGCGCGGCCGCAGGACCUGGAGCCCACCCGGGGCCACGUUCCGGCGCUGCCCCUCCUGCCCCCCCCGCGUCCCCCCCCGGCCCGGCUCCCCGGCAGCCCCCACGCGCUGUCACCCCUCGAGGGGAUGGAGGGUGACAUCACCACGGUGGAUGGCCAUCGGGAGGAUGACAUCGCCGUCCGCGAGGCUCCCGCCGCCUCCCUCCUCCUCCUCCUGCGGCCCCCCGCCCCCUUCCUGACCCCCGCCGGGCCCCCCCGCCGCCCCCCGCCCAGCAUGGAGGAGCACCUGGCCGUCAUGCACGAGAAGCUGCAGCACGAGCUCCCCAAUUUCUUCCUGAAAAUCCCCGACUACAGCCUCUACGCCCCCGACGUCGAGUUCAUCCACCCCCAGCUGCGCCUGCACACGCGCGGGCGGCCCAUGUACCAGGUGGCGGUGGCGCUGUGCCGGGCCGUGGCGUGGGGGUACUUCGCCAGCCUGCGGCUGGAGGUGCUGGCGCUGACCCGGCACCCCGAGGACUGGAGCAUCCGGGCGCGCUGGCGCCUGACGGGGCUCCCCCUCCACCUCUGCCUGCUCCGCUUCUACCGCCGCGACAAGCGCCAGCUCCUCCGGUCCUACGACGCCUUCUCCACCUUCUUCCUCAACUCGCAGGGGCUCAUUCGCUGCCACCGCGUGGACAAGCUGAUGCCGGCCCCCACGGCCGUGGCCGAGGCCAAGAAGCUGCUGGUGGCGGCGGCGGCGGCGGCGCUGGGUGAGCCGGGGGGCGCCUUUCGGCUCAGCCUGAAGCCCCCCCCCCGCCCCGGGGGACCCCUGAUUCCCCACAGCCCCCCCCCACCGCGCCCCCCGCCCCUCCCCCAGCGCCCCCCGCCCCUCCCCCCCGCCCCUCCCCCCCGCCUUUAACUUAAUGUACAGAAUAAAAACCAGACGCUCGUG
Messenger RNA from Phalacrocorax carbo (great cormorant), 1169 nucleotides. Lineage: Eukaryota; Metazoa; Chordata; Aves; Suliformes; Phalacrocoracidae. The record is from RefSeq and is a predicted model, not a curated record.